CGUGUUAGUCUGAGCUGUGGGAAGAAAAUAAAUUAAAGAUUUAAAUCUACCAGAGCCAUCGGGGAGCAAGCGGAAAAAUCAGGUGCACGCGAAGACGACAUCGGAAUGAAAGCAUUUCUCGUGCAUCAGAUAAUGCAAAACUACCGUAAUAUAAACUAUUAAAAGGAAAGUAUACGCGUGGCAUUGGGAAACACAAAGGCAACAGACUAUUGGAUAUAAAAGAAAAUCACGCAGGCAGGCCAUUGCAAAUGAUGAAAUUAUAAACAGUUUCAUACCAGGGGAAUGGAAUUAAUUUUACAGUAAAAUUAUCACGGUGGAGAAAAAAACGUAUAUGGGAAAACAAGUUUACUGUAAAACAAGAAGUAUGUUGGAACUGUUUGUAUUUCAUUGGAAAUGGCGAACUGAAAUAAAGAUUAACAAAGAAUUCUGAACUUCAACUUUAAAAAAAAAAAAAAAAACAUAGGAUUAACCAAAGACCUGCAAUUUCACAUGUUUUUUAGAUCACACGUGAGACUAAAUUGUGGAGGAAGGCAUCCAAAAACGUGCUUUUGAAGUGUCUGUGUUUGGCCUAUAUAUAGCCUCUUUAUACUCGUUAUAUUUUAAAAUAAAUAUUUGUAGGUUAUUGUACAAGGAAAAAAGAAAAAGAGCAUCAGAAUGGAUAAAUUCCGUAUGAUUUUUCAGUUUUUGCAGUCCAACCAGGAAUCAUUUAUGAAUGCGUGAUUAUGGCGCUGUGCAGCGCGCACCUCUACUCGGCUUUUGAUUUCACCUGCCUUUGUUUACCAGAGUACAAUUUCUCUUACACGAUUGGGAUGCUAGCGCUGCCCCCGUUCAUGCUGUUCCUGCUGGGCUUCGUCAUGAACAACAACGUGUCCAUGCUGGCAGAGGAGUGGAAGCGGCCAGUUGGGAAGCGCAGAAAGGACACGGCGGUACUCCGCUACGUGAUCUGCUCAAUGACACAGCGGUCCAUGAUCGCCCCGAUUGUGUGGAUUUCGGUUACGUUGCUGGGCGGGAAAUGCUUUGCCUGUGCCUUCAGCAUCAAUGUGCCGCUGGAGAAAUUCGGCAACGUCAGCGACCACCGGCUCUCCGAGAUUGAUAUGCUUAGGCUGCUUGCCAAAAUCCCAUGCAAGGAAAUCUUUGAUGGGCAUGCGCUGCAUCUCCCAGGCUUUUGGCUGGGCUUUUCUGUUGGUGACGACCAUAUUGGCUUUCCUGGCGAGGGCAAUCCGGCCCUGCUUCACCCAGACCGUCUUCCUGAAAACCAAGUACUGGUCGCACUACAUCGACAUUGAACGCAAACUCUUCGACGAGACCUGCACGGAGCAUGCAAAGAGCUUUGCCAAGUUGUGCAUCCAGCAGUACUUCGAGGGCAUCAGCGGGGAGAUACGCCACCUCCACCAACAGCACAGGCCCCUGCACAACAGCAAGGAUUCAGACGAGGAUGGCAAGGAUGAGAUCGAGAAGCUACGGGGGGUCACUGACCAGGAGGACAUGAACAAGGUGCUCAGAACUGGCACAACUGCAAACCACCUCUCAACAUAGGCAAGACGAUGUAUCAGAACGGUCAUGGGUGCACUAAGCACAAUAACCUGAACAACAAUCCAGCUCAACCCAGGAAACAAG
This is a messenger RNA of Acipenser ruthenus (sterlet), 1617 nucleotides long. Its product is annotated as calcium homeostasis modulator protein 1-like. Gene Ontology annotation, molecular function: monoatomic cation channel activity. Bases 723 to 1286 code for a protein of 187 amino acids. The transcript is spliced from 2 exons. Lineage: Eukaryota; Metazoa; Chordata; Actinopteri; Acipenseriformes; Acipenseridae. The record is from RefSeq and is a predicted model, not a curated record.